AUGUUCAACUUUAUAAAGAAAUCGACCGUCUUAACGGGUGGUGACGGCGGCGCCUGCGAGGAGAGAGACGGCGAGAAAGAGAGACGCAAACGGGAGAAGAAGGAAAGGAAGGAGAGGGAGAAGCGGGAACGGAUAGCUGCCGGGCUCGAGGAGCCGCUGCGACUCGAAGAGGUUCGACGAUCACUCAAAUUACGGGGCAGACGCAAGGAAAAGGAGAAACUGCCCUCUGGCAUAACAGCAGACUACACAGCCUCAUUGUUUGCUCACCUAGAACAAGAUUCAAACUACUCCAAUUACCCCCUCAUAACUACCUCAGGGUCUAAUUCUAAUCUCAGUGACGAAAACAACCACUUAUCACCUGGUUAUCCCGCAACACAUACCUGGAACAAAAAAGACAGUGUAUUACAAUCGGACAGUUCUGAGACAUCGCUAAAUUCAUUAAACAAUCCGAACAAUGCCAACAAUAGUCCACGACAACCGCCUAAUCUACCUCCGAUACCACCACGACCUCCGAAACGAGGAAUCCUCAAGGGUCCCCGGUUAAGCAAUACUAGUUCUAAUUCACAAGAGAGCAACGUCCAAAGUACUGAUACUGUUGAUUACAUAAACGGACAAGACCCCAAUGUUCUCGCGCGUAACACUCAGCAGAAUGAAGUCAUCUCAUAUGGUGCUAUACCAACGUCAAAAAGCACGUCUUCGAGCGAUGAUAUAAAUCAGCUGCAGAACUUCACGAAGAAAGUGAUUCAUAGUCCUGUCGAAACACAAUAUAAGAAUUAUAAGAAUAACGCGAGCAACCCUUCGAUAGUAACACACGAUGUGGAUGAAAUAUCAAAGACUAAUGGGAACAGCUACAUAGGAGUGACAUCUACAUCUCCAAGUGCUGACUCCUUGACUGAUACUACGACAAAUUCCUCGUUUGCGACACCACCGUUUUCUACCUCGCCUGUUGGUGAAUCUCAGGGCUUCCAUAGGUGGUCGCGGACAAGCAACUUUGAGGAUGUUUAUUUACCUUUGCCUUCAUUGACUCCUUUGCUGUUGCCUAAGCCUAGAGUGUUAACUAUACAACGACAGAAGUCACCUAGAAAUGAUUUUGGAUUUAGCCUUCGUCGAGCCAUGAUUCAAGAAAGAGUCUUCAUUGGCGAUAUCAAAGAACACAACGGCCACGAAGAGAAUGGUCUCGCAAAUGGUGGCAAUAAAUAUAAUGGCAAUAUCACUAAUGGUGUGCUGAUCAGUAAGUUGACACAUAAGGCGGUGAUUCUAGCUGAACCUGGGUCUUAUCCAGGCUCCAGUGAAACAGGGCUUCUUCCUGGCGAUAGAUUGUUGGAAGUCAACGGUGUCAACGUGGAAGGCAAAAGUAGAGAGGAGGUCAUUGAUUUGAUCAAGGGCAGCCAGGAAUCUGUCACUGUAAAGGUGCAACCCAUAGCUGAGCUGUGCGAGUUGUCGCGCAGGCGCGCUGCGGACGGCGGCGGCGACAUAGACUUGUCCGAUAGCAACGUGCGCGGUGGCACGCUCAGCCGCUCCGGCAGUCGCAGGUUCGCCAGCAAUCAGAGGGUCCUCCAGCAACAUCCCGUCAAGGAAUUGGAGUUUCUCAGAAAUUCCAACUUUAGUCUUGUGCAUUGCACCUACUCUCUUGCUUCUCAUAUAGCCAUCUCGCAGCCCUCGCCAGCGUUUCUUGCAUUCUUCAACUGA
Chilo suppressalis (striped riceborer) is the source of this 1689-nucleotide messenger RNA. Lineage: Eukaryota; Metazoa; Arthropoda; Insecta; Lepidoptera; Crambidae. The record is from the annotation of a GenBank genome assembly.